AUCCUUUGCGCUCCAUGGAGCUUCUGGAUCAGCCUCGUUAUUUAGAAAGGCCCAGCCAGAGCUCAGAAGUGGAGCACACAGGCUUUGCACGCAGGCGGGCCCAAGCCCAGCCUCUGGCGCCUCAGUUAGGACGGCUAGCGGCCUUCGAGGGGCUGGUGUCACCAGAGCAUCCAGUGGUGGGGACAUAAGGAGCCAUGGCGCCCAGCCGGAAUGGCAUGAUCUUGAAUCCCCAUUUUCACAAAGACUGGCAAAGACGAGUGGCCACAUGGUUUAAUCAGCCUGCUAGGAAGAUCCGCAGGAGGAAGACCCGUCAGGCGAAGGCCCGUCGUAUUGCUCCACGUCCGGUAUCUGGACCAAUCAGGCCAAUUGUGAGGUGCCCCACUGUACGUUACCACACAAAAGUCCGUGCUGGUAGAGGAUUCAGCUUGGAGGAGCUGAGAAUGGCUGGCAUCAACAAGAAGUUUGCCCAGACAAUUGGUAUCUCAGUGGACCCCAGGCGCCGGAACAGGUCAACAGAAGCCCUGCAAGCAAAUGUGCAGCGGCUGAAGGAAUACCGCUCUAAGAUCAUUCUCUUUCCCCGGAAACCUUCUGCCCCUAAGAAGGGCGACAGUGCAGCUGAAGAGCUCAAGAUGGCCACACAGCUCUCUGGACCAGUUAUGCCCAUCAAAAAUGUCUACAAAAAAGAGAAAGCCCGAGUUAUAUCAGAGGAAGAGAAGAAUUUCAAGGCUUUUGCCAGCCUGCGCAUGGCCCGGGCAAAUGCUCGGCUCUUUGGCAUCCGGGCUAAGCGAGCCAAGGAAGCAGCAGAGCAGGAUGUGGAAAAGAAGAAAUAAACUCUUUGUACGGAGCACCUCAAUAAAGGAUAGAUUUGGAACUA
Messenger RNA from Podarcis muralis (Common wall lizard), 874 nucleotides. The record is from RefSeq and is a predicted model, not a curated record. NCBI's taxonomy places the organism in Eukaryota, Metazoa, Chordata, Lepidosauria, Squamata, Lacertidae.